AUGUACGAUGCUACUCCAAGCACGAUACUAUCACCUUGCGAUUCGUGUUUAACUUUGAACCCAGCUAAUCUACCACAGCAAUAUAACCCUGAGUAUUUAACAAACUACCUCCAGUCAAGACUAGGCCAGUUUAUCACGCAGGAGCAACCGGCUUCAAAAUCAAGAUCAAGAUCAAAUACUGCCACCAGUACCACCAGCACCACCACGGUCAGAGACUGCACCAAUUUCGAAAUCACUAUAAUCCACGAUCACCACGACACCAACAUCAAACUCUCCUCGAUCGUAAGCUUGGUCAAUACAAACUCCAAUAAUCGCAUCCACCCAAACGAAAUCACCGUCAACCAUCUACUUCUAUACUUGUACUACCACCAGUUUGUCCUUUUCCAGAAAACAUUCAACAUCGGCCAGCUCAACCUUAUCCAUUUGGGCAAGUCAUACAAGUUCAGCUACGAUAUCAUCAACCUUAAAAAGAAACAGGUGAAUGAUCAUUUGAUCCCAGAUUUGAAAAUCGGCGAGUUUCCUAAAUUCCUCCUAAGUAUCAAAACACUUGAACGCCAGCAAGUGCACGAAGAAGCGAAACCGAGUAAGAAUUUGCGCGGGAGGGGCCUUCGAGAUGCGUUUGACGUUGCUACCUUCCUUCAACGACAACUGGGGUUCAGAGAUCAAAGUCUGGCGCAUGUGACUUAUGCCGAUGCCAUCAGGAGCAAAUUGAAGAGAAAUCGCAGUAGCAGCAGUACCCAUACUACUACUGCUGAUCCCAGUGGAGCUAGGCCCGCGUUAUUGAAUGUGUCUGCUAGCAAUAAUACCGGUGGCGGUAGUGCUGGAUACAAGGCUGAUGAGAGUAGGAGAUUUAAAAAGGUUUUCGUUAAGCUUUUCCGUAGAAAUACCGUAUAG
Lodderomyces beijingensis is the source of this 894-nucleotide messenger RNA. The record is from the annotation of a GenBank genome assembly. Lineage: Eukaryota; Fungi; Ascomycota; Pichiomycetes; Serinales; Debaryomycetaceae.